AUGUUUUUAGGUUGUAUAACGGUAGAAAUAGGCUUAAAACAUCAAGCUGACACAUUUAGAAUUUUUACUAGUGACAGACGCGGGAUUCGGGAUCCCGUCCCGCAAUCCCGCACUUUUUUCGAUUUGCGUGAUUUUGCGGGAGUGCGGGAUUUAUCCUGCGGGAUCCCGCAAACACGACUUUGCCGGUCACUAAUUUUUACACUGUUUAUUUACCCCACCUUGAUAGCGCGAUAUUUUUUUAUUUUCGUUUAUAAUAAAUUUAUUUUUCUUUUAGAAUUUAUUUUUAUAAUGCUUAUACUUUUUGAAACGGCGGCGGGUUAUGCUCUUUUUAAGUUAACGGAUGAAGGAUUACUUAAAGAUGUUGACAAUAUUUGGAAUAAAAGUCAAGAAAGUCUUCAACUUGUUUCUUUUAAACGUUUUAAAUCUAUUGCUGAAGCUGUUACAAAUGCAACAAAUAUAUCUGAAGGAAAAUUAAGUAAAUCACUUAAACGAAUCCUCAAAAAAUCAGUGGAGGAGGAAGGUGAGAAGUUGGCCGUUGCUGAUACACAAUUGGGGACUUUGAUAAAGAACAGUCUAGAAAUUAAAUGUCUUCAUAACACAGCAAUUUCUGAAUUAAUGCGUUCAAUUCGAGCAAAUAUGGAUACUUUAGUUGAUGAUGAAGCUAUCACAAAGGAGAUUGCCACAAUGCGCUUGGGUGUUUCACAUGCAAUUGGCCGAUAUAAAGUUAAAUUUAAUCCGGAAAAGAUUGACACAAUGAUUGUUCAGGCGGUUUCCUUACUUGAUGACUUGGAUAAAGAAUUAAACAAUUACGUCAUGCGUUGUCGUGAAUGGUAUGGGUGGCACUUUCCUGAACUUGGAAAAUUACUUACUGAUGCUCAAGCUUAUGCUAAGUGUGUUAAAAUCAUUGGAAUGCGUCAAAAUGCCCAAACUGCAAAAUUGGAAACAGUUUUGCCAACUGAACUCGUUGACCAAGUUCGAUCUGAGGCUGAGAUUAGUAUGGGUACGGACAUCACUGAACUCGAUUUGGCAAAUAUUGGCGAGCUUUGUGAUCAAAUAAUUGAAUUGGGACAGUAUAGAGCACAAUUACACGAAUAUCUUAAAAAUCGAAUGAGCGCUUUGGCACCAAAUUUGACUGUUUUACUUGGUGAAUUGGUUGGGGCUAGACUUGUUUCUAAAGCUGGAUCUCUUAUGGCAUUAGCAAAAUGUCCUGCAUCUACUGUUCAAAUAUUGGGGGCUGAGAAAGCGUUGUUUAGAGCACUUAAAACAAAGAAAGAUACACCAAAAUAUGGAAUUAUUUAUCAUGCGCAAUUAAUCACACAAUCUGGACAGAAGGCAAAAGGAAAGAUUGCUCGUAAAUUGGCUGCCAAGGUUGCUUUGGCAACUCGAAUUGACGCUCUAUGCGAUGAAUCACUUGGAAGUCAACAAGGAAUUGAGGCCCGUGCUUAUCUCGAAUCAGUCAUUAAAACAGAAAAUUCUCGAAGUGGGGUGAAAAAACAACGUUAUUCGGGGGUACAACAUUCUUCAAAGGAGGCGUAUACAUUUAAAAAACAAGUCCAUCGUUAUGACCCAAAAGUUGACAUAUCAUUAAAAUCACAAAAAUCAAGCGGAGAAGAAACACCUGUAGAAAAGAAGAAAAAGAAAAAUUUUUCGGAAUCUUUUGAGGAAGGUGAAGGAAAGAAAGAAGUAAGAACUGAGGGAGAAGAGGGAAAGAAGGUUGAAAAGGAGGUUAAACAAGAAGCUGAGGAAGAAAAAGCUGAAGAAGCAACAACAACCAAAUCCAAAUCUCAGAAAAGGAAGGAAGCAAAAGCCUUAAAAAAGGCUGAGAAGGCGAAGAAAGCGAAGAUAGAACUGGCUGGGGAAGAAGAAGAGAGCGAUGACGAGGAAGAAUAA
Messenger RNA from Meloidogyne enterolobii, 1890 nucleotides. The record is from the annotation of a GenBank genome assembly. NCBI's taxonomy places the organism in Eukaryota, Metazoa, Nematoda, Chromadorea, Rhabditida, Meloidogynidae.